GUUACCGGGCCUUCGCUGCGAAGAGCCGGCCUCUGGAGCGGUUUAUCGGGAUGUUCGGGGACUCGGAAGCCAGCGGGGUUGAUGUGGAGUCGGUGUGGAGGAAGGGCUGGGGGGCCCGCUGCGAGGAGAGGAGCACCCAGACAGGGGUGAUCUCCACGGGAGAAGCCCAGACCCAGUCCUGCUGCUUCCAAGAUGCUGGCGUGCAGACAGAUGCGAGUGGAGAGAGACUCCAGGCCGUGGGGCUCCAGACACCAGCAGCUGUGGAUUAUGCUGGCCUGCUCUCCUUCCUGCAGAAUGUGGAAGAGGUUGUCAUCAGGGAGCUCAACAAGAACUGGAAAAGCCAUGCCUUUGACGGCUUCGAAGUGAAUUGGAUGGAGCAGAACGAAACGGUGUCUUGCCUGCACAGUCUAGCAUAUCCGGAGGCUCAAGAACAGAAGCUCCAAGUCACCAGCGUUUCCUGGAAUGCCACUGGGUCAGUCAUUGCAUGUUCGUAUGGCAGAAUGGAAGACGGUGAUUGGAGCACUGAGAAAUCGUACGUCUGCACCUGGAAUCUCGAUCGCAGGGGGCUGAACCCAAAUCGGCCUGAUCUUGUGGUGGAAAUCCCCAGUUCUGUGAUGUGCCUGGCUUUCCAUCCACUGCAGCCUUCACUGGUAGCCGGAGGUCUUUUCACUGGGGAGGUCCUGGUAUGGGACACCAGCAGGAUAGAAGACCCGUUGGUCUGGAGGACGGGCAUGACAGAUGACACUCACACUGAUCCAGUUUAUCAGGUUGGCUGGAUACAGGGCUCCAAGCACGGCCACCCCUUCCACGUUUUGAGUGUGUCCACAGAUGGGAAAAUCUUGGUGUGGCAGGAGGAGAGAGACGGCCUGCUUAAGAUCACGGAUGGCUUUUCCUUGGUGUGUCAGCAAAUCCCCAGGAGCACUAAACUGAAGAAGCAUUCACGGGGAGACAUGGUGGUGGGCGUGACAUCCCUCUCCUUCUCCCACUUCGAGCCUAGCGUCUUUGUCACUGGCACGGAAGGUGGCUUUUUGCUGAAGUGCUCCACUGCAGUUGAGACCAUUGCUCUGCAGAGAGGCUGCUCUUUUGCACUUAAGGCUCCAGCACAAUUUGUCUUCUCCCCACAUGGAGGACCAGUCUAUUCUGUGAGCUGCUCACCUUUCCACAGGAAUCUUUUUUUGAGUGGAGGAACUGAUGGCCACAUCCAUUUGCAUUCCAUGUUACAAGCUCAACCACUUAUUUCUCUUCAGUUAUCAAAGAAAUAUAUUUUCAGUGUGAGGUGGUCUCCAGUACGGCCUUUGGUUUUUGCCGCUGCUUCUGGUGAUGGGGAAGUGCAGCUGUUUGACUUUGGGAAAAGCUCUCAGAAGCCAUCCGUUUCUAUCCAGCAAACGCCUGACCAGACCCCCGUAUACUGUUUAGAGUUCAACAGCAGACAGACCCAGCUUCUCGCUGCUGGAGAUGGCCGCGGCACGGUGAAAAUAUGGCAGUUAAGUUCAGAUUUCACAGCAGUAGGACCACGCGAAAUGAAUCACCUGGACCAGUUGGCAAACGAGAUCACAGAUUAACAAGGACACUAAUAAAAGACCCUUAAAUAUCUAUAUAAGGUGCUGCAUAUUGUUCAGGCUACUUAUAUUGCUUGAUGGAGACAUGACCACCAGCUGAGUGGGGGCUGGGAGAAGAAUGCAUUUUCCUCAGUCGAGAGGAGCAAACUUUUUAGGGCAUCAUUAACCAGCC
Eublepharis macularius is the source of this 1731-nucleotide messenger RNA. It is a transcript of the gene DYNC2I2, whose product is annotated as dynein 2 intermediate chain 2. Gene Ontology annotation, biological process: intraciliary transport. The transcript is spliced from 9 exons. Gene Ontology annotation, molecular function: dynein heavy chain binding; dynein light chain binding. Gene Ontology annotation, cellular component: ciliary plasm; cytoplasmic dynein complex. Bases 51 to 1562 code for a protein of 503 amino acids. NCBI's taxonomy places the organism in Eukaryota, Metazoa, Chordata, Lepidosauria, Squamata, Eublepharidae. The record is from RefSeq and is a predicted model, not a curated record.